AUAAACCCAAGGAUGCAUUCACUGAAAAAGACCUGUUGAGCACUAAUUCAUACUGCCCACCUGGUCCAGUUGAAUUGUGAGCUGAAAAAAAUUCUGCAGCCUAAAAAGGGAGAAGAUUGAAGAGCAAGAGACCCAUUUUGUUGUGGGGUUUCCUUUAUCAGAGAAGGGGCCAGACAUCCAUUUGACUGUGACAUCACUGGGUGGUGGAAAAUAACAUCACCAGAAGAUGGACUGUGGUAUCACAUCUUUCACUGGUUAUGUGCGUGCCUGCGGAGCCUUGCUGGGCCAGUUUAGCUCAAGCCUGGACUUCUGCUGAGUGUGCCUGCAAGUGGGAGCUCCUUCUAUAGCUCUCAGUUCUCCCCAGCCUGCUUCAGCAAGACAUGGCCACAAGGGCAGACUGGAGCUGCCCCAUCUGCCACAGCAAUCGGAGUAAUGUGGCAUCUGCUGUGCCCUGUAAUGACCGGUUCUGCCUGGGCUGCAUCCUGCGGUGGGCAAAGACAAAUCCAGUGUGCCCAGUCUGCAGCAGACGUAUGGAGACUGUCAGGUUUUCUGAGCGGAACAAACGGGACUAUCUACAGUUUGCCAUCACAGCCUCAGAAGUGUUGGCAGAGGACAGCAGCCAGGCAGGGAGUGCUCCAUUCCACCUGGCCCGAAAGAGACCCCAUCACCCCAGGGUGUCUCCUCCACCUUCUCCACAAAGGAUGCUGUCUCCAGAUGAGCAGGGGACCGCAGAGCCAGUGUUCAUGGGCGGCCUAUUGCCUGAGGUCUGGGCAGAACUUUUCCAAAGGCAACAGCAACUGCUGGACCCUGUGCUUCCCUGGCUGCGCUGGAGGCUGGAAGCAGUCUAUCACGAUCAGUGGUGGCGAGCAGAGGCUGCAGAGAGCUCCAUCCUGCAUGGCCUCUGUGUCUGUGGUCCAAAUGCAGAGAUCUUAAUUGAGCUGCUGGAACCUCUCCUCAACGGGCACACAGCAUCGCUGGUUUAUGGCAUCAUGAAUGUCAUUGCAGGCCAGUGCAGUGACAAAGCCCAGAGGCUGCUGUGCUUCCAUCAUGCCAGUACCAACUCCAGUAGCUCCAGCUACACUAGAUCCCAGGAAGUGACUCUUGCCAGUGGAACGACAGGCUCUGAGGUAGAGGAGGAAGCCAGUACAUCAGAAACUGGUCUCCAACAGAGUCCCUGCCACCCCCCAUCUAUGCCCACCUCCUCAGAGCAGGACCAGCCCCAGGAAGAGCAGGAGCAGACAGUGGUGGCAGCAGGUCCAUCUGCUCAGGGCUGCAGCCCCUCUCCUCCUGACCAGGGCAGGGACCACUCUUCUAGGCAGCCUCGGCAUGCUCGGAAGAAGAGAGCCCGCCGCCCCCACAAUUCUCCCUGCCCAAAGAAGAGGCCACCCCGGCAGCAGCACUAGCAGACCUCCAGGAACUCUUCAGCCAAGAAAAAGGAAAUAAAUUGUCAUUUCCCUGACAAAGUCUCUGAGUCCUGCCUUCUCCCCCUUCUGGUGCCUUUCUCUGGCCCCCGUACUCCACCAUCAGCCAAGAGUGCCCAGGACUCCAAGGUCAUUUCAGCAGUGCUUUCUCACACAGGAAAUGAUGCUGCAGCUGUGAUGAUUGAAAAACUUUCAAACAAGCACUGGGGUGAUGCUACCAGAGGUAUCAGGAGUGAAAGACCGACCAGGCAUUUAUCACAUGAGAAGAGGAAAACUCUGAUAGUGCCUAACACAAUUUCUGCCUAAAACAUUAGGGCCAGAUAUACAGUUUGAUGAUGUCAGAUACACUCAGAGGACAGGUACAGCCUGAAGGUACCAAUAAGAGUUCAUUCAAUCAGUGGGAGACAAAAGACCUGCGCAUUAAUGUAGAAUGCACUACAAUCUGCAUUACUGUAGAAUGCACUCUAAUCUAUAUUAACGUAGAGCGCUAUAAAAAGAGGGCAGGAGGAAAAGGAAAUAUGCAUCAAACUGGGGAGUGGAAGAGGAGGUAAUACCAGAAGCACUAUUCAUAAGAACACAAAUUAUAUGUUUUGCAGGUAUGUUCCAAAAACUAAAUAAACAACAAAACCAAAACCAGUCAGUCAACCAAGAAAACCCCAAAACCCAUCAAAAAAUGUAAGUGUUGUUCUUUAAAGCUUUGGAGGCUGUUUCUGGACACAGUAAUUUUAUAUUUUGGGUGAUCUGUUUGUUGGAGACCAGUAAGAAGUUACUACAGGCAGUUGAAGGAGGAAGGAGAAGUAAUAACAUUUAGCACAUUGCCGUUUUGUUUCUUGUGUUUGUACAGUCUCUGGGACAGUUCAUUCUGACCACAGAAAAGGUUGGAUGAUGGAACACAGUGGGAAAGUUGUAGAUUUGCCGCCUGCUUGUAACAAGCAGCAAGCUCAGUGACUGAACAGGCAGUUGCUGUCCUGCUGCAUGUUCCUGG
Parus major (Great Tit) is the source of this 2406-nucleotide messenger RNA. RefSeq lists its product as uncharacterized. Gene Ontology annotation, molecular function: ubiquitin protein ligase activity. Lineage: Eukaryota; Metazoa; Chordata; Aves; Passeriformes; Paridae. Gene Ontology annotation, biological process: protein polyubiquitination; protein monoubiquitination. The transcript is spliced from 2 exons. Bases 381 to 1403 code for a protein of 340 amino acids. The record is from RefSeq and is a predicted model, not a curated record.